ACGUCUUUGGUUCUACGCGGUUUUCCUAGUUUAUUGUAUCUUGCAUGACGUUAGAUUUAUCCUUGUUAGGAGGGCGUGCAAUUUUCACGAUCUCCGUUUGCAAAUUUUCGUGACAAUGCCAAAGAGAAAGAAUCAGGCUCUUAUAGAUUCUGAUAGUAGUGGCAGUGCAUCAGAAAGUGGUUCGGAUUUGGAUAAUGACUUAUUAUCCCUUGCCAAAAAGAAGAAGGGCAAAGCUCAAGAUGAUUCCCAAUCUAAUGAAGAAACUGGUACCACCAAGAAAGAGAGUAAACAUGAUUCAGAUACAUCAGAUUCAGAUGAUGAUUGGGGUGCAAAAGCUGGUAAAAAUAAGAAGAAGAAAGUGCCAACUAAGAGAAAUAAACGAAAGAUGACAAAGUCUAGUAGUGAAGAAAGUGCUAGUGAAAAAGAACCUGAAAAGGUCUCUGAGCCAGAAGAAGGUGAGGUUUCAGACUCAGAUGCUAGUGUUUCUGAUUCCAGCCAAGAAGAAUUUAAUGAUGGUUAUGAUGAUAAGUUAAUGGGAGAUGCUGAAGAUCAAGCAAGACUUGCUCAAAUGACAGAAAAAGAACGUGAACAAGAAAUUUUUAAACGUAUUGAACAACGUGAAAUCAUGAAAACAAGAUUUGAGAUUGAGAAAAAGUUAAGAAUGGCUAAAAAACAAGAAUUGAAAAAACAAAAGGAAUCAAGAAAGAAAGAGAAAAGUACAGAAGAGAAAAAAGUUGACAGAGCACCAGAUCCUAAAGAAAGGAGUAAAGAUCGUAAAAAAACAAUAGAAGAAAAGCAAGAUAAAAAAUUCCAUGCAAUGUCUCUUCUAAAAGCAAGACGGGAAGAAAAGAAAGAAAGAGAGGAGAAAGAGAAACAAAGGAUAGAGCAGCAGCAACAACAAUCAAAAGAUAUUGAAGAAGAAGAAUUAGAAGAUGAUCACAAAGGAGGAGCAAACAAAACGAAACUUAAGGCAUCUGAUAUUUAUUCUGAUGAUAGUGGUUCAUCAGAUAGUGCUGAAGAAGAAGAGACUACUAAACCAUCAUCACAUCGUAGGUCAUCUUCAAGUGACAGUAGGGAUUCUGAUUCUGAUAAUGACAAAAAAUCUAUUACCAGCAAUAAGGCGAAACCGAAGAAACCAAUAUAUGUCAACACUAAGGAAGAUCUCAAUAAAAUUAGAUUGUCACGCCAUAAAAUGGAGAGAUUUGUACAUCUACCUUUCUUUGAUAGGGUAGUACAAGGUUGUUUUGUUAGGAUUGGCAUUGGGAACAACAAUGGAAAGCCUGUAUAUAGAGUAGCUGAAAUUAGUGGUGUCUGUGAAACAGGAAAAAUCUAUCAACUUGGUGGUACAAGAACAAAUAAAGGAUUAAAACUAAGGCAUGGAGCUCAAGAACGUGUGUUUAGAUUAGAGUUUGUAUCAAAUCAAGAAUUUACCGAGUCUGAAUUCUUCAAGUGGAAAGAAACUUGUGCUUUGCAAGGAAUAUCAAUGCCUACUUUUGAAGAGGUUGAACAAAAAUUAAAAGACAUUAAAGAAGCUUUAGUAUACGAAUUCAAGGAAGAAGAUAUAGAAAAGAUAGUACGGGAAAAGGAAAGAUUUAAACAAAAUCCGUAUAAUUAUGCUAUGAAAAAGGCACAGCUUAUGCGUGAAAGGGAUGCUGCCAAUUGCAGAGGAGAUGAUGAAACUGCUAGUCGACUUAAUCAAGAAUUAAGUGAACUUGAAGAACGUGCAUCUGAACUUGACAAGAUGCGCACCGCAACAAUAUCUAGUAUAUCUUACAUUAAUGAUCGUAAUCGAAAAAAGAAUGUUGAAGAAGCAGAAAAAGCAAUUAUGGAAGAGAUUAAAGCCAAUAAAGGUAAAAAAGUAGAUGAUCCAUUUACCAGACGGAGCACAAAACCAAGAAUGGUUUUCAAACCAGACGAUGAAGAUGUAUCAUCAACUGCUCCGGUGAAUGAUAAAGCAAGUCCUCAACAAACUGAGGCAGUAGCGGUAAAAGAGAAAGAAAAUGGUCAAGAGAUGAAGAAAAAACAAAGUACUGAAGAUCUAUUUAAUGCUCAUGAUUUUGAUAUCACGAUAGAUUUGGAAGUACCAAUUCCAAACAACCCCGUUAGUGUAUUGCCGAAGCCUAUUAGUAACAUUAAAGAUACUGGCCCUCGACGAUCUUUAAAUUUAGAAGAUUAUAAGAAAAAGCGAGGACUCAUCUAA
Habropoda laboriosa is the source of this 2200-nucleotide messenger RNA. It is a transcript of the gene Rtf1, whose product is annotated as RNA polymerase-associated protein Rtf1-like. Gene Ontology annotation, cellular component: Cdc73/Paf1 complex. The coding region runs from base 116 to 2200 and encodes 694 amino acids. The transcript has 7 exons. Lineage: Eukaryota; Metazoa; Arthropoda; Insecta; Hymenoptera; Apidae. Gene Ontology annotation, molecular function: DNA binding; RNA polymerase II C-terminal domain phosphoserine binding. The record is from RefSeq and is a predicted model, not a curated record.